CCAUCUCGGGGUCAGGGAAGGGGGCCAUAGCGUCGCUGUGAACGUCCUCAUCCACAUCCAGAGGCCUGGCAUUCAUGACCAUGACUGGCACUGGGGGUGGGGUUGUUAGGUCAUGGGGUCCGCGAACGGAGAUGGGGUGGAUCCAGUGUUAUAUUCAAUUAAGGAUUCUAGUGAGCUCCGGGUGACUUCGGAUUCUCUGUAUAACAUCGACGGCUGGGAGGGAGCCUUGGCUGUUCUCAGCCAUUCAAUCAGGUCUGCACUCCUAGCUAUGCCCCAAUGCUGCGCCCACUCUGCACGAACGAUGUUGUCAACCUGGGUGGCUGAGGUCAAGGAGACCUCCAGGCUCUUCAGUGGCCUUCAUUCGUGGGCCACCGAAUUAGAGGUGGUAGGUAACUCAUAUCGAAUGAGGAAAAUGUGUUUUGGCACUCUCUGUCCCAGCCAGAAAAGUCAUCUCUAAAUGACGUCUAAAAGACAUAUUAGGUCUAAAUUUUUGACCCUUUACAAGUCUAACUGGUCACAAAAAAGGACUUAGUUGACCAAUAUGUUUUUCUUUGUAAAAGUGUUUCUGGGUUUCGUGAAAACCAUUUUAAACCAUGACCAUUGUUUUGAUUACUAUCGUGGUAAGAUUGAUCUGU
Molecule: messenger RNA, 635 nt
Organism: Frankliniella occidentalis (western flower thrips)
Lineage: Eukaryota; Metazoa; Arthropoda; Insecta; Thysanoptera; Thripidae
Exons: 2
Coding region: 113-457 (114 amino acids)
Source: RefSeq, a predicted model, not a curated record